ACGAACGAGGUGACUUUGUGACUUUUGCUGCAGUUGAAAAAAGGUGCGAGAAAUAAACAUUUUUUUAAAGUUAGAGAUUUUGGAGAUUGAAAAAACACACACCUGAGAAAACUAAACGUUGGUUGACGGAGAAGAACAGGAAGAAAAUACGAACCGUUUCGGAAGGAGUCAGCUACGAGAGGAAGGAGUCAGCUACUAGAGGAAGGAGUCAGUUACUAGAGGAAGGAGUCAGCUACUAGAGGAAGGAGUCAGCUACUAGAGGAAGGAGUCAGCUACUAGAGGAAGGAGUCAGCUACUAGAGGAAGGAGUCAGCUACUAGAGGAAGGAGUCAGUUACUAGAGGAAGGAGUCAGCUACUAGAGGAAGGAGUCAGCUACUAGAGGAAGGAGUCAGCUACUAGAGGAAGGAGUCAGCUACUAGAGGAAGGAGUCAGCUACUAGAGGAAGGAGUCAGCUACUAGAGGAAGGAGUCAGCUACUAGAGGAAGGAGUCAGCUACUAGAGGAAGGAGUCAGUUACUAGAGGAAGGAGCCAGCUACUAGAGGAAGGAGUCAGCUACUAGAGGAAGGAGUCAGCUACUAGAGGAAGGAGCCAGGUCCUGUUCUGAAGGAGUCAGCUACUAGAGGAAAAUACAGGACAUCAUGGUGGAGAGAAAACGCCUGCUGCUGUUACUCUGUAUCUGCACCUCCUCUGCCUACCCUGUAAGACAGACAGGACCACCUCCACCUAUCGGUGGUUGGACUGGGUUUUAUCCCAUAACCUUGCCUGACCACACAGGAGCACUGAGGACUGUCCUCUACCCUUUGACUGUAUACAACCACAACCUUCCAACACAGCCUGCCAUUGGCCAGAAUCCUGUGUCGGUGCCUGCCAUUGGCCAGAAUCCUGUAUCGGUGCCUGCCAUUGCCCGGAAUCCUCUUCUACAUUCUGUAUCGGAGCCUUUGAUUGGUCAAAAUCCUCUAUCAGUGCCUGUGAUUGGACAGGAGAUGACUGUGUUUCAGACUCCCUCCCCUCCUCAGUUUAAAGAUACGCCUGCGGCCCCUGUAGAGGAAACUCCCAUGGUGACAGAUCCACAGUCCCAGCUCCAGCCAUACUACCCACAGCCCUACCCCUACGACCCACAGUCCUACCCCUACGACCCACGGCCAUACCCCUACGACCCACAGCCCUACCCCUACGACCCACAGCCAUACCCCUACGACCCACUUACAACACAGCUACUGACCAACCUGGAAACACUCACACCUGGGGAACAGGCACAGAUAAUGUCUAGGUUCCAUAUUAUUCCGGCAGUCUCUCAGGACAGUCAGACGGUGUUCCCCACCUGGCAGUUAAGCGGUGCAGUAGGAGGAGCCCAGUCUCAGUCAUCAUCUCUGAGUUCUGAAGAGGAAGCUUCACCUCCUGUGGUCUACACCAGGGUGAUGUUGCCUCCAGUGGUGCCAGCGUACCAGAGCCAGGGGCUGAGUGUGGAUCCUAACCCUGAACCUUCAGCCUUAACCCCUGACCCCUUACCUCUGACCCCUGACACCGGCCAUGCACACCUGGGGAACCCCCCGACUGUAGCCCCGAUGGCCUCGGGAGGGCAGGGGACACCCAAACCUGAGGUGGGGGGUGCGGUAGGGGUACAGAUGAAGAGUGCCGUGGAGAAGGGUACAGAGGGGGCUGUGGGGGUGAGAGAGGGGGGAGGGGUACAGAUAAAGAGUGGAGGUGCAGGUGACCCCUGUCCCUUGGAGAAGAGCCCCCCAGUAAGAGAGACCCAAACUUCUACCCAUUCUGAUCCUCGCCUCACACAUCGUCUCACCCUCAGGCAGCUCCCCACCCGAGCUAGGAACAAUGGGGGGAGAGCCUGAGGAGGAGGGGGUUUUCUUUCCCUCUCCUACCUCUCCUACGUCUCCUCUCUCCCUCUCCUCCUCUCUCCCUCUCUCCCUCUCCUACCUCUCUCCCUCUUCUCUAUCUCCUACCUCUCUCUCUCCUACCUCUCCUCCUCUCUCCCUCUCUCCCUCUCCUCCUCUCUCCCUCUCUCCCACUCCUCCUCUCCUCCUCUCCUCCUCUCUCCCUCUCUCCCUCUCUCCCUCUCCUCCUCUCUCACUCUCCUACCUCUCCUCCUCUCCUCCUCUCCUUCUCUCUCCCUCUCCUACCUCUCCUCCU
Molecule: messenger RNA, 2145 nt
Organism: Oncorhynchus keta (chum salmon)
Lineage: Eukaryota; Metazoa; Chordata; Actinopteri; Salmoniformes; Salmonidae
Exons: 6
Coding region: 639-1847 (402 amino acids)
Source: RefSeq, a predicted model, not a curated record